UAAACUACACGAUGGAAAACAAGAAAAUAUUACGACAAUUAGCAGAAGAAAAAUUAAAAGCAUUUGCGACUGGUAAUAUGGGAAAACCGUUACAAUCAAAGAAAAAACUUAUGGAACAACGUCAUCGAGAAGAUGAAGAGGCCGUUGGUCAUGUAUUUCAAGAAUUCUUCAAUACUUUUCAAGAACCAACAUCAUCAACCAAUGAAAAAGUUUGGAUUAAAGGAGGUGUAUAUAAUCCCGAACGGAAAAAAGAAGAUCCAAAAGAACGCGGUCGUAUUUAUAAACCAACGGCAAAAAAUACGUCAUCGAAAGAAUCAUCAAAUUUAUCCGUUGACAAACUUCGAGAAUGUACAAAAUUAGUCAACAACGAUUCCAAAAUGGAUUUGUUUCAUAAGAGAAAAGACAAAGAACCGAAAAAAAGUAAUUUGGAAUUAUUAAAAGAAGAAAUGAAACAAAGUCAAGAAGAACGUGAAGAACGCCAUAAACUCAAAUCAAUGAUAUCCACAAUUUCUGAAACAGAUUUUCAAUUAAUGUUACGAAAUGAAAUGGGUAAUUUUGAUGUUUGUGAUCCAAACACUACAAAUUUAUAUUUGGGUAAUUUAAAUCCAAAAUUAACGGAAAAUCAAUUAAUGGAAAUAUUUGGUAAAUUUGGUCCAUUAGCAAGUGUAAAAAUAAUGUGGCCUCGUACUGAGGAAGAAAAAUCACGUGGUCAUCAUUGUGGAUUUGUUGCGUUUAUGAAUCGAAAUGAUGCAGAACGGGCGUUACAUAAUUUAAAUGCUAAAAAUAUUAUGGGAUACGAAUUACGUAUUUGUUGGGGUAAAUGUGUUCCAUUACCGGUACAUCCUGUUUAUAUCCCUACAGCGUUUCAAGAACUUUCAAAACCUCCGCCUUUUUCUGGGUUACCAUUCAAUGCACAACCUAUAAAUCCAGAUAUUGCGAUAGAUAGAGAAGACAAACAUAAUUGGAAUAGUUUAUUGUCGCAAUCCGUAAUCAAGGUAGUUAUUCCAACCGAUAGAAAAAUUUGGUGUUUAAUUCAUCGAAUGAUCGAGUUUGUAAUUCGAGAAGGUCCACUUUUUGAGGCGAUGAUUAUGAAAAAAGAAAUCAAUAAUCCAAUGUUUAGUUUUCUAUUUGAUAACAACAGUCAUUUACAUGUGUAUUAUAGAUGGAAAUUAUUCUCGAUUUUACAAGGAGACAGCCUUAAAGAAUGGCGUACAGAUGAUUUUCGAAUGUUUGAAGGAGGAUCAAUAUGGCGACCUCCGCCAAUGAAUAUGUACACGCAAGGGAUGCCUGAACAUUUAAUUGAAAGUAAUUACAAAGAUCCGAGUAAAAGUUUAUCAACAGCGCAAAAAGAACGUUUCGAACAAUUGUUAAAUGCAAUCACACCAGAACGAUUAAAAAUUGCGGAUGCAAUGGUUUUCGUAAUGCAACAUGGAAAAGCAGCGGAUGAUAUUUGUAACUGUAUUCUGGAUAAAGUUAGAAAUACAACGAAUAUCCAUCAAACAAUAUCCUGUUUAUACUUAAUAUCCGAUAUUUUGAGUAAUUUACAGCAUAAAAUUCACAAUACGUCACAAUAUCGACGCGCAAUCGAUACACGUAUCUUUGAGAUAUUUAAUCAUGCGCACAAUUUAUAUAAAACUCAAGAAACUUUAGUAGGAUUAGGAUUUAAAGAACGAGUAUUUCGAAUGUUUGAUAUCUGGAAGAAGGAAACCUACUAUCCAAAUGAGUUUAUUAUACGAUUGGAAAAUAUUUUUGGAGUGUUUCCAACGUCGCAAACUAAUGAAAUAGAAAUGGAAUGUGAGGAUAAUAGUGACGAUGACGGUACACCGUUAAUGGACGAAGUUAUUGAGUGUACGUAUUCAAAAAAUAAAAACGAUAAUGGAUCAGAUCAUGAAGUAUUCUCAGAUUCUACUGAAGAUGCUGAUGGAGAAUCGUGGAAUUCGUCACCCAGAUCUAGUGGAAAAGAUGAUACACGCAUUCUGUCAAUACACAUCCCAUCAAAAUGGGAUUAGAAGAAACAAUGAUGUUAUUUCAAAUCUCUGACGUGUUUGAUGGAGUAUACCAAUUAAACCAGUUGGUAUAAACCAAUUGUUAGGCUAAUGCUUUCACAAUUUGUCCACAAAGUUAGUAAUUGCUAUUAAUAACUGGGAGUUGCAACCCGUCAACUGGAGAUAAUAAUUCGUAUUAAUUAAAAGAGGAAGUGGGCCAGAUAUUAGUAGUUCCAAUUUACACUACCAGAUGGCAAUAAUUGUGCUUACCAUUUUUAAAGCCAAUCAAAAUAUUCAAAUUUAAAUCAGAUAAUUAAAACUUAUCUCUUCUUAAAUAAAAGUUUACUGCUUUUUCAGUAGUUCCAAUUUGGACCACCAGUAUACUUAUCAAUUGUCAAUAGUUUUGGAACAGAUUUGAUUAGCAAUCAUCGGAUUAUACUUCUUUCUACUUUAGGGCUUAUUCUAUUUUAAGGGUGCUCGAUGAGGUCGAGUGUGCUCUCAUGCCAUGGGAGCCUAGA
Molecule: messenger RNA, 2503 nt
Organism: Chrysoperla carnea
Lineage: Eukaryota; Metazoa; Arthropoda; Insecta; Neuroptera; Chrysopidae
Product: U2 snRNP-associated SURP motif-containing protein-like
Exons: 3
Coding region: 12-2009 (665 amino acids)
Biological process (GO): RNA processing
Cellular component (GO): nucleus
Molecular function (GO): RNA binding
Source: RefSeq, a predicted model, not a curated record